Messenger RNA from Salvelinus namaycush (lake trout), 1947 nucleotides. Its product is annotated as melanocyte protein PMEL-like. The coding region runs from base 160 to 1617 and encodes 485 amino acids. The record is from RefSeq and is a predicted model, not a curated record. Gene Ontology annotation, biological process: melanosome organization. NCBI's taxonomy places the organism in Eukaryota, Metazoa, Chordata, Actinopteri, Salmoniformes, Salmonidae. The transcript has 9 exons. Gene Ontology annotation, cellular component: melanosome.
AUACACUAAUUUGAAGGAGUGUCCACAUAAUUUUGUAUAUAUAGUGUAAUUCAUAAUACAUACUCCUCUGUCUAAAGACAAAGCAGAAACCAACACUCGCCCUGUUUUCCUCCAGGAACAAAUUACCAUCAGUCUGAGCCAGUGUAUCCUGCACAAAACAUGGACUGGAAUGGUAUCUUUCCUGACGGAACACCUUCCAAGAAAGGCGGUGACAAGCCCCCUGCAUAUGUGUUUGUAUGGAAGACAUGGGGUCAGUACUGGCAAGUGUCUGAUGGCACAUCCUCCUCCCUCACCAUUGGGACAGACGAUGUCCCUCUGGGUUCCUACAUCGUGGACAUUGUAAUCUACCACUACCGCAGCCAUGAGAAGUUCAUCCCUCUGGGAUACGCCUCAACACAGUUCUCCAUCACUGAUCAAAUCCCCUUCGCAGUCUCGAUGACCCAAGUGAACGACAUCAACGAGGCAGACCUGAGCUUCGUCCAGAACAGAGCCAUAGCCUUCACCAUCAGCCUCCACGACCCCAGCGAGUACCUGAGUGACGCCGACAUCACCUACAACUGGGACUUUGGUGACAGCAGCGGGGCGCUCAUCUCCAGAGAGCUGACUGUUACCCACACCUAUAUAGUGGCUGGUGGCUUCAAGCCCCAGGUGGUUGUACAGGCCGUUAUCCCUGAUAAAGCAUGUGCCACACCAGCUGGUGUCAAACCCACUGGUAAUGCUGUCACCAUCGGGCCUGCAAACCCGGUCGGCACAACAGUGAGAGCUCCUGCUGCUGAUGCGUCAGCUGCUCCAGUGAUGGUGGCCACACAGGAAGCUACAAUAAAUGUAGGCCCAUCAGCUCCCGCUGAGACUGACACAGAGGACAUCACUGAGGAGGGAGCCUCCACCGCUCGGGACACGAAGAUACCUUCUCAAGUUAAUCCUGACACUCCAACUGGCCCUGCUGCUGAGGAAUUAGAGCCAGCAGGACAGACUGCUACAGGCCAAGCUCCCGUGGGGAUAGUUGUUAAGCAUGAAGCCAAUGACAAAAAGGAUGAUGACUGUGUGAUCUAUCGCUAUGGGUCCUUCUGCACUGGCAUUGACAUCGUUGAGGGCAUUGAGAGUUUGAAGAUAGUGCAAGUGGACAAUGCUGUGAUCAAGAUGGAUGAAUCUGAGGUUGAACGAAACGUAGUGGAUCUAACUGUCACCUGCCAAGGGAGCCUUCCCACAGAGGUGUGCACGGUGGUGUCCGAUGCAGACUGUUUUAUGCCCAUCCACACCAUCUGUAACACAGUGGCCCCCUCUUCUGAGUGCCAGCUGGUACUGCGUCACUUUUUCAAUGACUCCGGCAUCUUCUGUAUCAACGUGUCCAUGACCAACGAUGUCAGUCUGGCAGUCACCAGCGCCAAAUUUAGCGUGACCGUGGGUUCCAGUCUGUCCUCAGCGGGCACUGUAGCCAUGGCGAUGGUGGUCCUGAUCGUUGCCCUGGUCGCAGGAACCAUGGCCUACACUUACAAACGGUUCAAAGCCUACCUUCCUCUGAAGGAGGGGUCUGUGGUUGGCUCCACCUCCCAGAGCGCUGAGAGCAGUCCUGGUUGGAGCUCUGGGUCUCUACUGUUCUGGAACCUUCUGAGUUGAUGGGGCCUCAUAGAGAACAGCCCACUUCUCGAUGACAGGCUGGUGUGAAUGGAAAACAACCCAUUCAACUGCCAAAUACACAACAGCAUAGAAACAUCUUAUUUUCAUCUGUCAUCUGAAAUGUUUUGCUUUUUCUUUUAUCGUUUUUUUAAUAUAUUUAUUUUUUACUGAAAGUUCAUUAAUGGAUAUAAUUUGGCUUAUUUCCAUCAAACUUAAAUGUGCAUCCUCAAAUGUUUAUACUGGAAGUUUUAUCAGUGAAUAGUAUUGUAAACUACUGUGAAGUCAGACAUUUUUAUGUCUUUUCCCCAUUAAAAUCCACCCAAAACUGUA